UUUAUGCAGCAACCAUAUCAAGAAAAUAAAGAGGAAUUAGUAGCAAAUAUAAUCUUAUUGGUAGUACUAAUGAGGGAGGAAGUGGAGAAUCGGAAAGAUUUUAUAAAAGAAAUGUGGUAUUUCAGAGAGAAGAAGCUCAAGCAAACACAAACAAAGGAGGAAUAAAAGAAGCAAGGGAGCCGUUUCAAAGGCAUAUCCCACCCACUACUACUACUACUUUGUGUUGUUUCACUCCUGCCCGUAUUAUUGACUCCACGAACGUGAUUAUUCUUGACAAAUGUCAUUUAUUGAAUUUGAAAGCGCAAGAGAAAAGGAGAAGAAGCGUCAGUGGGAACGAGAAGCGAGACAGGCCAUUCUCGAAAAGGCAAAAAGUAAAUAUGAGGCUGAUAAACUUAAGGAUGACGCGAGGCGACAGAGAGGAGAACAUGAGUGGAUGUUGCCAUCUGUUAAAGAAAAGAUAGAAUCUGAUGCCCAAGAGAAGAAACACAAGAAGAAGAAAAAGAAGGAAAAGAAAAAGAAAAAGAAGGCAGCAAAAGAGAAACAUUCAUCGACAAGUUGUGAAAGUGAUGAAAAUGAAAUGUGGGUGGAAAAACCAUCUGCAUCUAUUCCUGUUAAAUCUGCUGAGCAUCCCCCUUGUGAACAACUUAAAGUUUCUCAAGAAACAUCCAAGCGUGAUGGAUGGAUGGAGAUGACCUCAUUGUUUAAGACAUACUCAAGAGAUGAGAUAAAGGAGAUGGAUGGUACAUCAAGAAAGAAGGAAAAAGAAGAAGAAAGACGACGUAAACAGGAAGCAGAUAAACCAGGGUCACAUGCACGUGAGCUUAAUCCUUACUAUAAGAACGGGGGUUGUGGAUUACCAGAAGAAAAUCAGCUGGUUAAUAGAUCAUCUUCUCCAGCUGUUGGAUUAGAUGCCACAUGGUUGCGGAAAGCCUUGCAACGAGCUACAGAGCAAGCCCAGUUGGAAAAUAAAACUUUGGAAGAAAUAGCUGCUCAGAGAUGGGGGUCUCUUGAGAAGUUCAAUGAGUUGUUGGCAGAGGCUGAAGGAAGAGAAGCAAAUAGUAGAAGAAGCUCUUGGUCUCGAAAGAGUGAAGAAUGGAAAGGAAGAGGCCAAGUUAGGGAUAAAGAUUAUACAAGUAGAGAGAAAAGAUCUAGAGAAAACAGAAGUAGAAGUAGAGAAAGAUGGAGUAAAAACAGAGACAGAAGGAGCAGAAGUAGAAGUAAGGAAAUGGGAAAGAGCAGUAACAGAAGGAGUAGAAGUAAAGAUAGGAGAGAUAGAAGUCAAGAAAGGAAAAGAAGUUCAAGUAGGGGAGGAAGUGAAAGUAAAGAGUGGAAUAGAAGCAAGGAAAAAAAGAAUCGUGGGAGAAAGCACAGCAGCAGUAGUAGCAGUAGUAAUGAUAGCAGGAAUAGCAAACUCAAAGAUGUUAGCAGGGAGGAGCACACCAACAGAAAUGAAACAUAUAGACAGCCACCAACAGAGAGCAAGCUUAAAUCUGUAUCAGGAUUAAUGAAACCUGCAGAUGUAAGCUGUGCUGGUCAAGGAUCUUCUGUAUUAGCAAGAAAGUUUCAAAAGCCUGGAGAAGAACCAGAACGAAGGUCAAGUUCUAACAUUAGUAACCGAAUGCCAUCAGGCAGCAGCCAAGGCUGGAAAAGGAGGGAGUAUGCUCAAGAGCAACAAAAACGCCUGGAUAUAUCAAAACAGGAAUCUUCAUCUUCAUCAGACUCAGAAACAUCAGAUGAGGAAUCAGUCCACAACAAGUCCUUGCAGGAAGAAUCUUUAGAACUUGUUGAAAAGCCUGAGACCAAGUUCUUACUGACUGAUAAGGAAAUGAAUGAAUUGGCAGCAAAAAUCAUGAAAGCAGAACUUGUUGGAAAUGAUACUCUUGCAAGUAAACUUAAAAAGAAACUGGAAGCUGCCAGAAGUACCAGAGCUAGCCCAUCUAUAGAUAGUAAGAAUCAUAGAGAGGAAUCUGGUUCCCAUGAAGAAUUUGUUGUUUUAACUCGAACGGAUGCAAGAGGUUUUACUAGGCCUGUGAACUUCAAGGAAUCUGAAAGUGAAAGAAAGAAAGAGGGAAAGAUGAAAACACAUGGAAAAGAUGGAAAAAGAGUGAGAUAUUUUCCUGAUGAUGAUAAAUAUGAUCUUAAGCAAAUGUUUGAGGCUGAAAAGGGUACAACCGCAGAAGAUCAAAAUGCAAUGUUCAGUCGAGCAGCCAUGAAGAAUACAGAAAGGCUAGAUGAUGAUUAUGAUAUGGAUGACAUGUUUAUGAGCAAAGCUGUUAAGAAGGAAGAUGCAGCCAAACAGGCAGAGAGGGACAAAAAGAAAGCAGUUCAGGAGCAUCAACGAUCGCAACGUUCUCUAGAAUCCUGUCAGUGGUGUUUUGAGAACAAGGAAAUGACCAAGCAUCUCAUUGUUGCUCUUGGAUCAAAAGCAUAUGUUUGUUUGCCUCCUCAUGAAUCUCUUACUUCUGGGCACUGUCUUAUUGUGCCAAUUCAUCAUGUGAUGUGUUCAGUUCAGGCUGAUGAGGACUUAUGGAGUGAAAUUCAGAGCUUCCGUAGGUCACUCGUUACAAUGUUUAAUUCAAGGGGUGAGGACUGUAUAUUCUUCGAAACUGCUAAAAGAUUCCGUAACUACCCACAUAUGGUGAUCCACUGUGUUCCUCUCCCCAAAGAAAUAGGAGAUAUGGCCCCAGUUUACUUUAAGAAAGCUAUAAUGGAGUGUGAAACAGAAUGGGCCCAGAACAAAAAGUUAGUUGAUCUCAAGAACAGGAAUGUACGGAAAGCUGUUCCAAAAGGUUUACCAUAUUUCUUUAUUGAUUUUGCCAUGGAUCCAGGAUAUGCUCAUGUGAUUGAAGAUGAGCAAGAUUUUCCCAAUAACUUUGCCCAGGAAAUUGUUGGUGGUAUGUUAGACCUGGAACCUAACAUGUGGCGUAAACCACGCAAAGAAAAUUUUGAAGUUCAGCGAAGAAAGGUUAUGGAGUUCAGCCGAUUUUACAAAGAGUUUGACAUAACCCAGGAUGAAAAGUAAUGUACUAAAUUUUACAGAUGUACAUUUGUCUGAAUUAAAUUUUAUACAUGUACUAAAAAAUACAAAGGUGGUGUAUAAAUGACCUUAAAAUCA
Molecule: messenger RNA, 3115 nt
Organism: Macrobrachium nipponense
Lineage: Eukaryota; Metazoa; Arthropoda; Malacostraca; Decapoda; Palaemonidae
Product: CWF19-like protein 2
Exons: 17
Coding region: 278-3022 (914 amino acids)
Biological process (GO): mRNA splicing, via spliceosome
Cellular component (GO): post-mRNA release spliceosomal complex
Source: RefSeq, a predicted model, not a curated record